Theileria annulata is the source of this 756-nucleotide messenger RNA. RefSeq lists its product as uncharacterized. The record is from RefSeq and is a predicted model, not a curated record. Lineage: Eukaryota; Apicomplexa; Aconoidasida; Piroplasmida; Theileriidae. The transcript is spliced from 7 exons. Bases 1 to 756 code for a protein of 251 amino acids.
AUGUUUGGGCAAAAUUAUCAUACUGUAAAUACAUGGGUGUUUGAGGUUUCAAAAUGCUUGGAAAAUCGCAACGGUACGGAGCUGGCGUUACUUCUAUCCUCAAAAUGUGAUAAAUUGUCUCAAAAUAAUUUGUUUGGGCUUAACGAAGAGAACUUCCAGCCUCUGUGCAACCAGGCAUACAAUAAGUUCGAUAAGCUUAUUGCACCUGGAAUCUGUCAAUUUUUCUCAGAUUUCUUAAAGCUGAGAAUAGCUAUCGCAAAUAAUAAGAUGACGUGGGAUGAGAUUCUAAAGAAGAGUUUCAAGUUGCUGGAUCUAUGGCUCGAUAUAUACUUGGAUGAGAAUAUCGUUGAACACCACUGGCUAGUUCCGGGAUUAUACUCACUAUGUAACUUUACAAGCAUUAUAGGCGCAUAUGCCGAUAGAUCAAACGCAUCUGGGAUUGAUAUGCGAGACCUUGACGCAGAGGACGACAAGGAUAAAUAUAUGAAACAAGUCUUAAACAAUGUUAGGAGUAAAAUGGGCAGAGUUAGAGGAGAUGAGUCAAGACAUUCAGGUAUGAAAUAUUAUAACCUUGGAAAUAUGCAAAUGGCGGCUGGUUUCCUAAAAGCUAUUGAAUCAACAAAUAUUAAUUACUCAAAGGCUCUAAGGGGUCCACUUAUUAACUAUCGGUACUACCUCGGAAAAUUACAUAUGCAAAAGGAAGAGUACUUGGAGAGUCUGAGGAACACCUUUCAUGGGCAUUUUCAAAUUGCCUAA